UUGUCUUCUUAUAACUUCUUAUUUCAUUUUAGUAAGCAAAACCCAACCCAAACUCCUUCUUCUUCUUCUUCUUCUUCUUCUUCAACCAAUUAUCUACUAUUUCCUUGCUUCUCCCUUUCCCCAUUUUCCUUGGAAAUUUCUUUUCCCUUUCUCUUCAUUAUCCUUCCACCCCACUUUUUCCCGUGACUUUCAUUUCUCUCACUCUCUCUCUCUAUAUAAACGGCUAUUCAUCUUUUGGUCAACACAAGUCUUUCUUUCUGAGUCUUCUCACAUGGCUUCUAUUUCCCAUGGUCUUGUUCUCACCACCGCCAUGCUCGUCUCCAGCACCGUUCUCUAUCUUGGUUUCCUCAGGCAGAAGACUUUCCCUCUUCCCAACCUUCACGGUAUUUCCAAUUCUGAUUCCCAUCACCCAAAGAACAAAGCUCUCCGCUCUUGCUUAUGCUCAGAGGAAAGGAAGAGGGAAAUCAAGAAGAAGCAAAAGAGGGUGAAAUUCGCGGAUAAUGUGAAGGAAGACGCCGGAACCGAGACGGAGAAGAAGGAUCUCCGGGGAAAACAGAGGAAGAAAAACAGAGCAUCAAGUAGCUGCAGAUAUGAAAUCCCAGAAAUCCGAGAAAUGCCAGAGAACCGAAUCGCUCUGUACAACGGGAUUCUGAGAGAUCGAGUGCACAGGCUGGAGCACUCUUGCUGAUGGAGUCGUCAUAGCCGUUACUGACUUCAUCGGCGAAGAUCGAGGAGAGAGAAAAAGAACAGGAAACCGGUAGAGACGAAGACGACGACUUGACGUGUCCGUGUGUGAAGCGUUUUCUGCAGUUGGGUUUAAUUUAAGAAUUAAUUAAUUACUUUGUGUGUUUGUGGAGAGGGAGGAAUGAAAAAUCUGAAAGAGAAUCGUGUGGCUGUAAACAAAUAAGAGAGAAGAAGCUUUUUCCAAGUCGAGGAUUUUCUUGGAGUUGUCGAGCACAGUUUUGUAUAUCUUUCAAUUUGUUUGUGUUUGUAAUUACUGUUCCUCCACGACGUGACACCAGUUUUAUUCUCA
This is a messenger RNA of Prosopis cineraria, 1033 nucleotides long. RefSeq lists its product as uncharacterized. The record is from RefSeq and is a predicted model, not a curated record. The coding region runs from base 272 to 688 and encodes 138 amino acids. Lineage: Eukaryota; Viridiplantae; Streptophyta; Magnoliopsida; Fabales; Fabaceae. The transcript has 2 exons.